Knipowitschia caucasica is the source of this 1182-nucleotide messenger RNA. Lineage: Eukaryota; Metazoa; Chordata; Actinopteri; Gobiiformes; Gobiidae. The record is from the annotation of a GenBank genome assembly.
AUGGCUGCGGCUGAUGAACUGACGCCUGCCGCUUUUGCUGGAGUUCCAACUAUGGAUGUUGCGCGACUUAACAACGUGGGUAAGUUAGAUGAGUGUGUGCGUAACCGCGCAACAGGUGAAGCCUCGCUAAUCGAAGUGGAGUUCUGCAUUGUGCAGUCGCCCGCAGUGGCCCCCAAAGAGGACGACGAACUGGGAAAGUUAUUGGACUUCGAGUUUAUUUUGUCAAACACAAUUGGUUCUGAAGAUAUGAACAGCAGUAACCAAAACAACGGCAGCAUUUCCCCGCCACAGUGCGCAUACGCACUGCCAGACUCUCCAGACAGCUGCAGCACCGCCUCUGUCCAAGACUGCAAUGACCAAUCCGCGUCUUCCCUGGACGUGCACAGUUAUCAGUGCUUUCCUGACCCUCCUGUGCCUAGCCUUAUGGCCGAGUUACUUGCACCUAUGAAUUACCCAGUGUCAGGAGAGCAUAGUAAAACAAUGGAAUACACUGACUUGCUUUCUUCCUCCACGUUCCCACUUGGAUACAAAGUGAAAGUAGAGCAUGUUGGACAGUCUUGCAUGAUGGCUUCUGAGGAGGACUAUUUGAGACACAGCCAAUUGGGUCUAACAUCUUUCCACCAAACUCCUGUUCAAGUGCCUUUCCACCCAAUGCAAGGCCGCACUGACUGCCAUCUACAGCAGGUGACUCAUCUCCAGCAACAUUAUCAAAGCCAGUUUGUGAGUCCACACUACUCCCCACAGUUCCACCACCAGCCCAUACCUCACUAUCAUGGACAGUACGUGCACAGGGAGCAUCACACUGGUUCCCUGCUUACACCACCAUCGUCUCCAUCUUUGAUGGAGUUAUACACACAGGAAGAUGGAACAGGUGUAAUCAAGCCAAAGAGGGGACGCAGGUCAUGGGCCAGAAAACGUGCUGCAACUCACAACUGUGAGUUUCCAGGAUGUGGGAAGACCUACACUAAAAGCUCACACCUCAAAGCUCACAUGAGAACUCAUACAGGUGAGAAGCCAUACCACUGUAACUGGGAAGGAUGCGGAUGGAAGUUUGCCAGAUCUGACGAGCUAACACGACACUUCAGGAAACACACUGGACAUCGCCCGUUUCAAUGCCACUUGUGUGAGCGGGCUUUUUCCCGAUCGGACCACCUGGCUCUACACAUGAAGCGGCACAUGUAG